Amphiprion ocellaris (clown anemonefish) is the source of this 4785-nucleotide messenger RNA. It is a transcript of the gene pank4, whose product is annotated as pantothenate kinase 4 (inactive). The record is from RefSeq and is a predicted model, not a curated record. The transcript has 19 exons. Gene Ontology annotation, biological process: coenzyme A biosynthetic process. Gene Ontology annotation, molecular function: ATP binding; pantothenate kinase activity. Gene Ontology annotation, cellular component: nucleus; cytosol. Bases 11 to 2383 code for a protein of 790 amino acids. NCBI's taxonomy places the organism in Eukaryota, Metazoa, Chordata, Actinopteri, Pomacentridae.
AUUGCAGACCAUGGCGGAAUGUAGUGGAAUUGACAGCAACCCAAGUAGUCACACCAUGGAUAAAAGCAUUACUCUUCCGCCCGACGAAAUAUUCCGCAAUUUGGAAAACGCAAAGCGCUUCGCAAUAGACAUAGGUGGAUCUCUGACCAAGCUAGCCUACUACUCAACUGUCCAACACAAAGUGGCCAAAGUGCGAUCUUUCGACCACACUGCAAAGGAGGCUGCCAGUGACAAGCUGUAUGAAAUUUCAGUGCAGGAGGAAGUCACUGCACGCCUGCAUUUCAUCAAGUUUGAAAAUGCUUACAUUGAAACGUGCUUGGACUUCAUCAAAGACCAUCUGGUCAACACUGAAACCAAAGUUAUCAAAGCCACAGGCGGAGGGGCACACAAGUUCAAAGAACUAAUCGAGAGGAAACUGGGUCUCAAAGUGGACAAAGAGGAUGAGAUGACUUGCCUCAUUAAGGGCUGUAAUUUUGUGCUGAAGAACAUACCCCAUGAGGCUUUCGUGUAUGCCAAGCAUGCUGACUCAGAGUUCCGUUUUCAGACGACUAAUCCAGACAUCUUCCCUUACCUGCUUGUAAACAUUGGCUCUGGGGUGUCCAUAGUUAAGGUUGAAGCAGAAGACAAAUUUGAGCGAAUAGGAGGAAGUUCAAUAGGUGGAGGGACGUUCUGGGGCCUUGGAGCCUUGCUCACCAAAACAAAGAGAUUUGAUGAGUUGCUACAGUUGGCCUCAAAAGGGCAGCAUACAAAUGUCGAUAUGCUUGUUAAAGAUAUCUACGGAGGAUCAUAUGGAUGUUUGGGCUUGACUGGAGAUCUUAUUGCUAGCAGUUUUGGGAAAUCUGCUACUGCUGACAAAGAGUUUUCUAAAGAAGACAUGGCCAAGAGCUUACUACAUAUGAUCAGCAACGACAUCGGACAGCUGGCCUGUCUGUAUGCCAAGCUUCACAACCUGUCAAGAGUGUACUUUGGAGGCUUCUUCAUUAGAGGACAUCCUGUUACCAUGCACACAAUCACAUACAGCAUCAACUUCUUCACCAAGGGUGAAGUUCAGGCCUUGUUCCUGAGACAUGAAGGCUAUCUUGGAGCCAUUGGAGCAUUUCUUAAAGGAGCAGAGGAAGACAAUCCAAACCAGUACAGUUGGGGUGAGAAUUAUGCAGGAAGCUCAGGCCUGAUGAGCGUUUCUCCAGAUAUGAAUCCCAUGCAACGUGCUCGUAGUGGAACGUUUGACAUGCUGGAGAUGGACCGUCUGGAGAGGCAGCUGGUGAAUCUGCCUCUGCUGCAAGACCCUUCCUCUUACAUUCCUGACACUGUGGACCUCACAGAGGAUGCUCUGGCUCGUGAAUACUGGCUCUACUGUUUCGAAGAGGCCCUAGACGGGGUGGUUAAGAGAGCUGUAGCGAGCCAACCUGACAUGCUGGAGGCAGCUUUGCGAGCUGAGAAGUUUCGUCAGAAAUAUAGACACAAGCUUCAGACCCUCCGCCAUCAGCCAUUUGCUUAUGGAUCCCUCACUGUCAGAAGUCUCUUAGACACGAGGGAACACUGUUUAAACGAGUUCAACUUUCCUGAUCCCUACUCUAAGAUUAAACAAAGGGAGAAUGAUGUUGCUCUCAAGUACUACCAGAAGGCAGUGAAGUCCUUGGAGGAGUUGAGCUGGGAGGAGAGACAGUUUGCUCUGGUCAGGGGUGUCCUGGCGGGGAAUGUCUUUGACUGGGGAGCCAAAGCUGUGUCAGAUGUCCUGGAAUCUGACCCCGAGUUUGGGUUUGAGGAAGCUAAACGACAGCUGGAAGACUGUGUUGUUUUCCUCUCAGAGCGGCCAUGGCUUGUUGAUUCCUAUAACCAGUGGCUUGAGAGAAUGAAGGGUCCUCCUCAUAAGUGUGCCUUGUUUUUCGUAGAUAAUAGUGGAGUUGACAUCAUUCUAGGGGUGAUGCCUUUUGUCAGAGAGCUUCUCUCUCGAGGAACAGAGGUUGUGUUGGCCAGCAACUCUGGUCCAGCGUUGAAUGAUGUAACAAAUGGGGAACUGCAAAUACUAACCGAAAGAAUUGCUGCUAUGGAUCCUGUGAUUCAGGCUGGUCUAAGGGAUGACAGGCUGAUGUUGGUCCAAAGCGGUUCCAGUUCUCCCUGUCUGGAUCUGAGUCGCCUGGACAAGGUGCUGGCGAUGGUGGUGCGGGAGCGGCAGACCGACCUGGUGAUCAUCGAGGGAAUGGGCCGAGCCAUACACACCAACUACUACGCCAUGCUUAGCUGUGAGAGCCUCAAGAUGGCUGUCAUCAAAAACUCAUGGCUGGCUGACCGCCUGGGAGGAAAGCUCUUCAGCGUGGUUUUCAAGUACGAGGUACCUGCUGGAAAACCCAGUCAGGACUGUGAAACGUCGACACCCUCAUGAGGGCGACAAAACUCACAUUUGAGUGAGACAGAACACCGAAGUUGAGCAACCAGGUGGGUUUAGUUGGAGGUCCGAAUGUAAAACGACGAUCGUAUAACUGCCACUGAUCGAUUGAAUGAUUGUAACUUUGACUGUUGAAGUUUAGCUGGGUUUUUAAGGGUGAUCAUUAAUAGGGAGAUUUCACAUCUUGUUUUAAAACUAUGUUGAUUUCACUGUCAGUUUCAUGAACAAGCUUUUAAGAAAGUCUUUGUCCAAUCUCCGGUUCAAUCACUUACUUUGCCACAAUCAUUACUGCCAACUGAUGAUCUCAUUGACCACGCUGGGUAUGUUUUCAUGUUAAGUGAAGUCAUUGCUGGCUGCGUUCAGUAAAUUUUAACAGAUGCGAUCUUCAGCUUGUAGAAAAACAAAUCAGAAACUAAGCUUUUAUUUUAAAAGCGUGCUUCAGUUGUUGACACACUGCCAACACGACUGUGCACACAUAUGGGAAAAAAAGACUGGCUGGUGUGUGUUUGUGUGUGGGAGAGAAAAAGAGUCGCAGGAGUAAUUACAGCUUACAGCGAUAAGACUUUUUACAUUCAGUAAAGGGUAUUUAAUGUGCCUUAAGGCUGAUGAUAUGAUGACAAGCAUCAUUCACUCAUUGCUCUUAAUUCCUGUUGAACACUACACUUCUACACAGAUAUCUGCUUUCUAGCUUUCUCUCAUGUCACAGACUUGAAAAAUUCCAUAGAUUUUUCCAUAGUUUUUUCAUUACUACCAGAGAAUGUAUUGAGAUUAAGAAAUGAAUCAUUGUGUUCGUCACUUGUGUAGCUGUUGAAGCAGAAUCAGGGAAGAUGUUUCAUCAGUGGGAGAAGCAGCACUUUAUCACCGUGAUUAAAGAAAUCGCGUCGUGUUCAUCCACAAGGUGGCAGUGUUCUACUGUGAUGCAGAUUUUUAAUAGUAUACUCAAAUCUUUCCCAAGGUGCUUGGUGUCAAAAUUAACACUGCAUAUAUCAGGAUAAAUAUUCUAUUAGCAUCACAUGGAGCUACAAUGUCCCGAGCUGGCCAUGGCAUGAGUCCAUGUAUUCACUGUAGUUAACGGGCAUGUACAAAUACACACUGUAAUCCAUAACUAAGUCAGAAAUGCAAUUGUUUGAAGGCAAUAUUACUGCAGCACCUAGUUGUAACAAACAUCAAAUGCUGUGUGAUUGUGAAGUGGCUGACUGUACUGGUAGCUUCAUCAUAAAUAUCUGAAUUCAAGGCAGAGUCAGAUUUGUAAAGCCUUGAUGUGACAGUAUCUCCCAAAGUUACGGUUGCUUCACUUGGGGACUCACUGCAAUAUUGUAUUUUUCAUUUGUACAUAUAUGUGAUGUGUAUAUAUCAGGCAUAACAUUAUGACCACCGGCCUAAUACUGUGUUGGUUCACUUUAUGCUGCUAAAACUCCUCUGACCCAGUGGGCCAUGGACACAGGAUGGUGGCAGUGAAUUCUGUACGUCCUGUAGGUUGCAGGGUGGGACCUAUCUAGAUCAAUCUUAUCCUGGUACAUCCCACAGAUGCUCAGUGAGAUUUAAAUUUCGGGAGUGUGGAACUCGGGUGAACACCUUAUCUCUGUCGUGUUCUCCAGGCCACUGGUGAGCAAUUGUCCUGCUGAGGGUGGCAACUGGCAUCAAGGACUGCUGUUGCCAUAGGGGGGAUUGCUUGACCUGCAAUUUUUAGGUGGGUGGUACAUGUCAAACAUCAACAUGAUCAUCUUGUUAUAAUACUAUGUUCUGCUGGGAAACCUUGAAUCCUGACAUUCAUACAUUCAUGUGGACAACACAGCUAAGCUGUUCACCUGGGUUCCACACCCCCCAAAUACAUUUUUUUUUUUUUUUUUUUAAAUUAAAUAUUUUUUUAUUUUUUGUUUUUUUUUUGGUCUAUUGCUGACUUUGACGGGUUAGUAGAGAAUUAGACAGGAAAGUAAGGAGAAGAAUGGGAGGAAGACCUGCAGCAAAGGGCCGUGAGCUGGAAUUAAACCCAGGCUGCUGCAUCAGGGAUGAUAGCCCCUGUUUAUGGGGCGCUCUGUGUGAAAUCUCAGGAUAAACCUGAUCAACCCACAGGACCCACAGGAUUCAGUGCCACAGGACAUUCCCAGAGGUUCUGUGUCCAUGGCCCACUGGGUCAGAGGAGUUUUAGCAGAAUAAAGGAGACCAACACAAUAUUAGGCAGGUGGUCAUACUGUUGUGCCUGAUGGGUGUGUGUGUGUGUGUGUGUGUGUGUGUGUGUGUGUGUGUGUGUGUGUGUGUGUGUGUGUGUGUGUAUACACACACACACACACACACACACACAAUUCUAUUACAUCUCUACAGUUCUACAGUUGAACCAAGCACAAUUUUGUGUAUUAUUCUCCUGACAAUCAAUUUGAAUUAAACGGUGAAAACCUUUA